This is a messenger RNA of Drosophila virilis, 3544 nucleotides long. RefSeq names its product pannier (gene pnr). Lineage: Eukaryota; Metazoa; Arthropoda; Insecta; Diptera; Drosophilidae. Gene Ontology annotation, biological process: positive regulation of transcription by RNA polymerase II; negative regulation of transcription by RNA polymerase II; cell fate commitment. The record is from RefSeq and is a predicted model, not a curated record. Gene Ontology annotation, molecular function: zinc ion binding; RNA polymerase II cis-regulatory region sequence-specific DNA binding; DNA-binding transcription factor activity, RNA polymerase II-specific.
GCCCUGCACGAGACCCGCACAAAAAAAGGCCGAGCCCCUCGUUCCUUCACGCGCUCACUUCAUCACCUCAUCACAUCGAUAUUAAGUAUUUAAUCAUGAAACAGUUUUAAGUUGCCAGCCUCUUAAAGGCAUUCGUUUAUUUUUAAUGAGCCGCACUCAGUUCAUUCACAAUCUCUCCAAAUAUUACACAUAGCUCCCUUUUCAAUUUCUACCUUUUAAAUGGACAUAUAUAUCAUUUUCAGUGACAUGUUUCUGAAAAUUAGCAAGAAGUAAGUACUUCUCCUCAUUUACACCUUACUCUCCUGAUGUCCCUUACAACAUUGCAAUAAGGGACAUCACAAUAAAUAGACCCUCAUUAGGGGCAACAAAAACACACGGGCGUCAAUUAAUUAAAUCUUUCUCUGAUCUUCCUCGCGAUCCUUCGAUCUUUGUCAUGGUCCUAUAGGUUUCCUAUAAGGACAGUGUUUGGGCACUUGCACACGCCCAGCUACACACGGCUACAGGGAAACAAGCUGGUGACACUACAGACGGACGACGAGCCCGGUCGGGCAUCGAUCUCGGCGGGCGGAUUACUUUCACGCAGACUCAAGUACUCAAGUGCCUACUGUUCUAGGAGCAAGUAGCUCGGUCUGGAACCUGUUUCGGUUUCAAGUGCUGGACAUUAUUUUCGAAGACUUACAUGAAAUUGACUAAUUUCGUGUGUUUCGAUCGCAGUCGCAGGUUCGGCGCCGCGGCAGCGCAGUCGGCGUCGCAGUAGCUGCAUUUGAAAUGCACCUACAAAUUUUUACCUGUCACUCAGCCAACGGCAUCUCCAUCUCGCUCUGCAGUCUUGUGCGUCGUCUCCAUCUCGCUUGCACGCGGAGUCUUGUGUGAAGGCGACGCCUGCAAGUGACACGCGGAGGCAACGAGUGGCCGGCGGGACGGAGAGGCGGACUGCGUUGCCUGCCCAUUGAUGAAAUUGACUUUUUAUGUUGCUUGCCGUUGACUUCUCUUCGAUUUUGCGUGGCGCUGCUUUCGGUCGCUGCAGAAGUUGACGUCGCUGUCGCCGUUGCCGUCGCCGUCGGCUGCGCCGAACUGAAACUGGAAUUUUGGGAUUAAGUUUUUGUUUACUUUGAGGAGGUUUUUUAGUUUGUUUGUACGCCUCAAGGAAGUCGGUUCGUUGUGCCCGCGAUCCACAGCAACAACAAUAACAACAAAGACAAUAACAACAAAAGCCAUAAUAACUCAAAUCUGUUAAGUGCUCGUAACUGGAUUAAUACGAAUAUUUAUUGCUUUAUUAGCCGCAUUAAUCAAAAGGCUUACAACAAAGCCCAUUAAAUGCUCAGCCCGAUCGAUCGAGCAAUAUUAAUAAUAACAACAAAUGUAGCCAAAUUUGAACAAUUUCAAGUCAGUUGCAAUUAAUAUCGCACUUUUGCAUUUCUGUGAUAUAUUUGUGUUGUGACAAUUUGAACUUAAAUUCCGCGUUACGAUAAAUCAAUCCUUAAACAAGCUGCCUAACAGAAAACCGUACAAAAAAUCAAAUCAAUAAAUUAUGGGCAUUUUGCUAAGUGAUGGCGAUUCGACCUCGGAUCAGCAGUCAACGCGUGACUAUCCGCAGUUGAGCGGCGACUACCACAACGUGCAGCUACAGGUCGCCGCCGUCGCUGCCAGUUCCAAGAUGUAUCACAGCAGCAGCGCCGCUGCAGCGGCCGCCUACACAGAUUUGGCCGCUGCCGGGGGCGCUGCCAGCGUCUCCGGGUAUCAUCAUCAGCAGGCGGUCAAUGCGCCCGUCUAUGUGCCCUCCAAUCGCCAAUAUAACCACGUGGCGGCACAUUUCGGCAGUGCCGCCGCGGCACAGAACGCCUGGACAACGGAUAGCUUUGGAUCGGCGCAUGCGCAGCUGCCGGCGCAGUUCUAUACACAGAACGCAGCUGUCAUGAUGGCGCCCUGGCGCAGCGCUUACGAUCCAACGGGCUUUCAGCGCUCCUCCCCCUAUGAGAGCGCCAUGGACUUUCAGUUUGGCGAGGGGCGCGAAUGCGUCAACUGUGGUGCCAUCUCCACGCCACUCUGGCGACGCGACGGCACCGGCCACUAUCUCUGCAACGCUUGCGGACUGUAUCACAAGAUGAACGGCAUGAAUCGGCCGUUGAUAAAGCCCAGCAAGCGACUGGUGAGUGCAACCGCCACGCGCCGCCUAGGCUUGUGCUGCACGAACUGUGGCACUCGCACCACCACGCUCUGGAGGCGCAACAACGAUGGGGAGCCAGUGUGCAAUGCCUGUGGCCUCUACUUCAAGCUGCACGGCGUCAAUCGGCCACUGGCCAUGCGCAAGGAUGGCAUCCAAACGCGCAAGCGAAAGCCCAAGAAAACAGGCAGCGGCUCCACAGCGGGAACUAGUUCGGGAUCGGGCUCUACAACGGAGGCCAUCAAGGAGUGCAAGGAAGAGCAUGAUCUCAAGCCCACGCUUAGCCUGGAACGACACAGUCUGAACAAGUUGCAUACGGAUCUGAAGAGCUCGCUGGCCGGCAGUGCGGUCAGCAGCCUAAUGGGGCAGCACCACAGCCAGCAGCCGCAACAGCAGUCGGCACCGUCACAUCAGCAAUGCUUUCCACAUUACGCCCAGCAGCACCAGCAGCAACAACAGCAGCAACAGCAGCAGUCGCAGCACCAACACCUCAGCCACCAAUCCCAGCUGAGUGCCAGGCAGUUGCAUGGAGCCGGCUCGCAGCUGUACACGCCCAGCAGCAGCUCCGCUGCCUCCGCGUACACGACGCACAGCAGCAAUGCCGCAGACACACCCACACUAAGCAACGGCACGCCCUCGCCUCACUAUCAACACCAUCAUUUGCACGCCGCCGCCGCGGCGAGCAGCUCGCAUGGACACCAUGCAGCGGCGGCUCAUCACCACAUACACGCGGCCGCAGCAGCCGCGGCAUAUGGCGUCAAAACGGAGGCGAGUGCCACCAAUUAUGACUAUGUGAACAACUGCUAUUUCGGGGCCUCGUUUGGGGCGCUGGGUGGAGCCGCCUCCUCGGCAAUGGCUGGUGGUGCAACCAGCGAUCUGGCCGGGUACCAUCAUCAGCACAAUGUCAUCCAGGCCGCCAAGCUGAUGGCGACGUCCUGAGCGGCGGCGGCGGCGGUGACGGCGGGCACUGUGAUCUCUUCUCCACAACACACACAGCGUACUACAGACACCUUCGUUGGAGCCUCGUUGGAAUGGUAUUGAAAAGACUUUUGAAUUAGUUUUACAUAAGUUGCAAUUAGUUUUUUAUGGCUUGUAAAUAACUGCACGAAAGUUUUGUACAAAUAUUUGUUUAUCGCCUUGUUCCGUUUCCCUUAACCACUACGUAAGUCUCCAGUUACUCUAAGGUUUAGUUUUGUACACCAAUGUGUAAAGUGUUUGCAUUAACCUCUUUCUCUAAUUAGCAUAAAUCAUCCAUAUCAAACACAAUGCGCACCCAAUCAUAGAUCAUUUAGCCAUAUGUUAAGUAGAAUUUCUUAUAAGUCAAUGCAUAUUACCAUUUAAAUAAAUAAUAUUAAUUUAAAGGAUACACACGAUUUGAAA